Prorocentrum cordatum is the source of this 955-nucleotide messenger RNA. Lineage: Eukaryota; Dinophyceae; Prorocentrales; Prorocentraceae. The record is from the annotation of a GenBank genome assembly.
GGUAUUUCGUACUCCCCGCGGGCUCCCCGCUCCGCAGCUGCCGGCGCGGCGCCGCGGUGCGGCAUGGCCGCAGGACGCCCUCCGCAGCGACCGCGCUGGAGCCGGCUGCCGCGGAGUACGUCGUGACCAUCGACAAGACUGGUGGCGGCAAGUUGGGGCUGCGGCUCGAGCACCAGGUCAACGCCUCGGAGCUCUUCGUCAUGAACGUCACGGAGGGGCUCCUCUGCGAGCGUUGGAACGCCGCAAACCCAGACCAGGCGGUUGCGCCCGGUGAUCUCCUUCUGGAGGUCAACGGCGUGCAGGGGAGCGCCACGUUGAUGAAGGAUCGGGGAGUGCAGGAAAGACGUGGUGCUCAGCAUGCGGCUGCGCCGCGGUGCCGGGCCGCUCGCGAGCGCGGGCAGGAGGGUGGCCCUCAUAGGCAAGCACGUGAUGGUGGCGCCGUCCUCCAUCCACGGCUUCGGGGUGUUCGCCAAGGACUUCGCCAAAGGCGAGGUGCUCCAUGAGUCGCCCGGACGGCUGGUCCGCGGCAACACCAGCGAGGGGGAGGAGCUCCACGAGCUGCAGGACGACGUGUUCGAGCUGGGCUGGGACGAUCCGAACGCGCACGACGGGUGUGCGUUCUCUGGCCCCCGGAUCCGUACUCGGCCUGGGCUUCGCGUCGCUGCACAACCACGCGGACCCGCCCAAUGCCGAGGUGAUGUGGGAGCGCUCCGAGAGGCACGGGGGCAUGGUCGUGGGCACGUUCUACGCGCUCAAGGCGGUCUCGCAGGGCGAGGAGCUGUUCAUCCACUACGGGGACAAGUGGUGGAGCACCCGGGCGAACCAGACGGCCGCGGCGGCUCCCGCGGCCCCGCGGUGAGCCGCCCCUGCCGCGCGCCCGCGGUCGGUCGCGGCGUCCGAGCGGCGGCGCGCCGUGCGGGUCCAUCACCGGGGGCAGCCAAGAGGGGGAUGAGGA